This is a messenger RNA of Wyeomyia smithii (pitcher-plant mosquito), 4218 nucleotides long. RefSeq names its product trafficking protein particle complex subunit 8 (gene l(3)76BDm). The record is from RefSeq and is a predicted model, not a curated record. Gene Ontology annotation, cellular component: cytoplasmic vesicle; phagophore assembly site; TRAPPIII protein complex. The transcript is spliced from 8 exons. NCBI's taxonomy places the organism in Eukaryota, Metazoa, Arthropoda, Insecta, Diptera, Culicidae. The coding region runs from base 186 to 4148 and encodes 1320 amino acids. Gene Ontology annotation, biological process: endoplasmic reticulum to Golgi vesicle-mediated transport; protein localization to phagophore assembly site.
UGUUCACUGAAUAAGAUUGUUUUGGUUGUGUGGUGCGAGAAAAGUUGGAAAUUUGUCGUAAUAAUCACAGUAAUUUCGAGUACAUUUGUGUAAAAAGUAGUCUAAGUGUUUUAUAAUGUGUUGAGAACAAACAAUUAUUAGUUUGCGUACAUUUUUUGCAAGCAGCCUAUUGACACCGAAUCAUCAUGAUUUACCUAACUGGUCAAAAUUUGACAUCAAAGGAGAUUAUCCAGAACAUUUUCUCGCCCAUCGUUGGAGCUAUAAUCUCUACCCAAGGAGAUGAGUUAUGCCAAAAGAACAACCUUUCUUUUGUGGAGAUGCUACAGCCGUUUUUACGGCUGUCAUCUGACGCUCAUUUCCGAGAUACCGCUGGUACUAGUGUAUCGAUAAAAGGUCUUCGCAUAAACGUAAUUGACGUUAACUGGAGACCACCACAAACGAUCUUGGCCAAGAAAAUGCUCAACGAAUCGGUCACCAGCGCUGCCGGCGAAAAACUGAAGGCCGUCAAGCUUGAAGAUGGAGCCUUUGUGGACAUUCCUGUUUCGGAACCUUGGUUCGAGCAGUGGCGCGAAACGUUUUUAACCGUACAGUUCCCUUCGGAUCACGAGUUCACUAGACAUUUGCUGUGCUCGUUAAUUGUGGUUUCCAGCAUCGAUGUGAAUCCUUUGGAAGUUGCCGGACAGCUGACGAAGAAGAUUCAAAUGAUGCAAAAUAUCACUCCUCCCCGUUUGCCUAAAUGGUUUUCGACAGAUUCCCUGAAUUGCUAUGUGAUGCUGCAUGAUGGAUGCUCCGGGGACAUUGGAAAAGCUCAGCAAGCGUUUGAGGGUCUCAAAUCAACUUACGGCGAUCACAAGUGUUUCUUGGUGCAGAUAAAUUCACACCAGGGUCCUCCAAUGGAAUGUCCCGACCCAUGGCUGCGCUAUUUGAAGAAACAUCAGCGAACGGAACCCACCGCUGCAGAAAUCGAUAGUGCACCAAAAACGCCACAAGAUAUGAGUUCAGUUACUUCUAUGCCAUCGACCCUGCUAACAGCGUCCAUUACACCGGGUGGUAGCAGUACGACUUCAGACACGCUUUCAGCUUCUUUAGUUACAACCGGAGAAGUAAUCGCACACCCUCUCAGUCCGGUGCAGGAGACUGGGAUAGAAAUUCAGGAAACUUCAAGUCUAACUUCCAGUAUAGACAGUUUGUCCCAGCAAACGAUAAAUCCCAACGUUUGGACUGUGGAAAGCGAUGUCGAUAUUGCGCAUGGAACAUUUCUUACAGCUGGAGAUCUGGAAAAUUUGAAGCACUUUGUGCAAGAUUUCGCAGUUCGCGCUUUGAUUCCAUACGUGGAAAAAUUGGUGGGAAUAUUGAAUGAUUCAAUUUCCAACAAAAAGGGAGUUAGCCGUUCACUGCUGAGCGCCACUAAGCGAUGGUUUGUGACGAAUAAACCUGGCAGUAACACUAACCAAAAUGCGGUUGUCUACACCAAUGAGUCGACCGAGCUUCAAACUCGAAAACUAGGAGAUCUGUACUUUAUGUUUGGACACUAUGCUCUUGCUUUUCAGUCAUAUCAUCAAGCAAAGCGAGAUUUCAACGCCGAUUCAGCCUGGCAGUACUAUGCGGGAGCUCUGGAAAUGGCUGCUUUGGCAGCCUUUAUGCAAGGUACUGCAAAUCGAAAAACCUACGACUACAUGGAGGAAGCUAUCGUUACGUACCUUAAUAGCUGCAAGAUGCCUCAGUUUGCUACCCGCGCUACGCUGCUUUCACUUGAAUGUCUCAAAAUGGCUAAACUUUAUAAUGAAGCUGCUAAACAAUUAAUUCGUAUGACUAGUGAAGAUUCCGAUCUUCGUUCAGCUUUGCUGCUUGAACAGGCCGCGUAUUGUUACUUAUUGGCCACGCCCCCACAGUAUAGGAAAUAUGCGUUCCACUCUGUACUCGCAGGUCAUCGUUUUUCUAAAUCUGGCCAGCGAAAGCAUUCUUUUCGAACUUACAAACAAGCUUAUCAAGUGUUCGAAAACCGAGGCUGGAGCUUGGCGGAAGAUCACAUCCAGUACACCAUCGGCAGGCAAGCAAUUAAUCUGAAAAAGUUAGAUGAAGCUAGCAACUGUCUGUCCCAUUUACUAAGACCUUCCAGCUUGCAAAGCGCAGCCCAGCAAGCGUUUUUUCUUAAAGAUUUUCUGGCAACACAAAAAGCAAUACUCUGCAAGGGUGAGCCGAGCGACAUUCUGACUAUUUUACUUCCGAAAAUCGUUCAAACAUCGGUUAGAGUUCUAGUAACAUCGCAACCCCCGGUCGCAAAUCCGUUGUUCAUUCCGGCCACUAACCUAACUAUUGCAUCUAGUUUAACGGAGGAAAACGUUUGGAACAAGAUGGAGGAAAUGUUAGUUCAAUGUGCUUCAAAGAAAUCGGUCAUGAUUUUCAAACCGAGCAGAGCGUUGUUCACGCAGGAAUCCCCCACAGUAGACAAUCCCCGCGCUGUGCAUGGUGAACCAAUAGAGCUUGCAUUCAAUUUGGAAAAUACGAUCAAAUCACCCAUCACGUUCGGAGAUAUAAACGUGCUGUGGGAGUUCCGCAAGGACGGCCAGGAUAUUUUUUCGAACAAGCCUUUAUUUUUGGGAGAAAUAAGCUCUGAACAGCGUAAGGAGAUAGACAAUGUCGUUACGACGACAUCCGUCAGUUCAGUUCAAUUCGGAGAGCAUGAAGUUAAAACUAUUUCCCUCAAGCUGAUCCCUAGGAGCACAGGACAGCUACGAAUUUUGGGAGUUAUUGGAAAGAUUUCAUCCAAUGCAACCGGUGUUACAGAUGCUCCAAAUAUUUGGGGAAAACAACUGUUUGAAACUGCCUCUAUACGUUCGACUGCCAAGGAUAACCGUGCCGCUCAAUUUGACCGGAAGCUUGAAAUAGAAGUACUUCCUCCUGCUCCAGCUCUGCAUGUCAGCUUCUCGCAAACUCCAAUGGAAAUUUUAGCCGGAGAAGUAAUUCCGAUCAAAAUCAAUAUGACCAAUACGGGUGUCAGUGUGCUCAACGAUAUCUACAUCUGUAUCGAGAACCCACGGUACGUGUUAGUCAAUCCAGAGGAGUGCGAAAUUCCGCUUUCAGUGUUAAGGGAUUUGCGUAAUUUGAGCAAUGAAAAUCUCGGUAAAGAGAAAGAAGCACGAAAGCAGUAUGUUUUCAGAGCUUUCAAAGAGUCCGAAGGUAACAGCAUCCAUCCGAAGGAAACGAAGGUCAGUACCAUUUGGCUGCAGGCACCAUACGCGAAGGGUCAGAAGAAUGUCAAGCUGUUGAUUUUUUACGGUCUACCCGCGGAUUAUCCAAAAUUAAAGCACCGUCUCGUGCGGCACACUUGGAGUUUCAAUGUAAACGAAUCGUUACUGGUAGAUGCGAAUUGCAAUAUUAGUAAUCCGGCCACCAAUGAGUUGGGAAUCGAUUUAAAUGUAAAAAAUCUGAAUCAGGUCCAUCAUCCGCUAAUGACCGAUAUCACCGUUAAUGAAAUCGUACUCUACUGCUCCAGCUAUCAAUUGAAUCCACGUAAAAUUAUUUAUAUCAAAAAUCCCGGUUAUCAGAAGCACUUCGUCGAGAACGUGGGGCUGAAAACGAACGAAACGCUCAGCUUACGUUGUAACUUGCAGAAACGUUCGGACGAAGUUAAGUUCGGAGGAAACAUUCGAGAGUACAUAAGUGACAAACUGUCCACUAUUUCCAUUCGAGCUCCCAGUGAAGAUAUGAUCCAAUGUUUGCCGAACUUCCAUUCCACUGGAAGUUUUCUGAUGAAAAACGAAACCAAAUAUAUUCGCGUCUAUGAGAGCACGAACAACGAAGAGUUUAAUCAGAUCAUUUCGAACUUGGAUCGCCACAUGACGAUAAGUGUGAACUGGAGUGCCCACAUAAAUGACAACGGAUCAUCUCGCUUAGCCUAUGGGCAGCAUUUUGUGCAAUUGAGAAAUUUAUACGAUCCAGUAUUUUGUCCCCCUUCCGAGCGGCAUCAGCAAGUUAUAUUUACCCACAACGAAGUCAUAUACAGUAUCUUCGAUGAUCUGGAACAAGUUAUACCUAAGCAGGAUCCUGAAAUGGAUGACGGUUGGGGUAUCAAUAACAAUUUCGUUGCACAGCGAUGUUUUCUGGAGGAGAUCGGACACCCAAUGGAACAAGUGACAAAUGUGUAAAAUCUACACUCAUUCCCAUCCGCUCGUCUUUGUGAUUUUUUAUUUAUAUCAAAUUGGUGUAAGCUUACAA